GACGUUCGCAUUGAACGUAUUUGAUCGUAUACUAACCACCUGCUAGAAAUUGACACAUAGCCUCGUUGCCAUGGCUAUCCAGGUUCGAGACCUCAAGCCCCUCAACAUCAGGCCCGUCCAGCCCCCAAUCCGAGACCCGCCAAAAACCGACCCUUUUGCAUUCGAUCAUCACGAUGACAAAAUCCACGUGUUGCUCUGCGCCUCAGGUUCUGUCGCGACGAUCAAGAUACCGAACAUGAUUAAUGCGCUCGCCAAACACGAGAAUGUGCGCAUACGCCUGGUCUUCACGGCUGCGGCGGCAAACUUCCUGCAGGGCCAGAGCAGUGAACAACCGUCGAUAGAGGACAUUGAGGCGCUGCCAAACGUAGACGCGGUAUACUUUGACGAGGACGAGUGGAGGGAGCCCUGGGUUCGCGGUAAUAAGAUUUUGCACAUCGAGCUACGGCGGUGGGCAGACAUGAUGAUUAUCGCCCCGCUCAGUGCGAAUGAACUAGCGAAGAUCACGCAAGGCUGGUCAGACAAUCUCCUUCUCUCCGUUGUGCGCGCAUGGGAUACCACGGGCCUGAUCGACCCAUUGAGGAGUAUACCCGGUGUGCAAUGGCCACAAGAAGUAAGCAGUGUGCAGAAGAAGAGGAUCUUGGUCGCACCAAGCAUGAACACAGCCAUGUGGUUUCAGCCAAUCACAAGAAAACAGGUGCAAACCCUGGAAGAGGAAUGGGGUGUCAAGAACGGAGGCUGGUUUGAGGUGCUGCAGCCAAUGGAGAAAGAGCUGGCAUGUGGAGAUAUUGGAGGUGGCGCGAUGAAAGACUGGGCGGAGAUUGUUGCUGUGGUUGAGGAGCGACUAGGCCUUGCAUCGCAAUAACCUCUACUUACGUCUAUUAUACUAGACAUAUGCUGUUGGCAAAAAGAAAGUAUUCCUAGACUA
Pyrenophora tritici-repentis Pt-1C-BFP is the source of this 925-nucleotide messenger RNA. Its product is annotated as Dfp, Phosphopantothenoylcysteine synthetase/decarboxylase. Gene Ontology annotation, cellular component: phosphopantothenoylcysteine decarboxylase complex. Gene Ontology annotation, biological process: coenzyme A biosynthetic process. The record is from RefSeq and is a predicted model, not a curated record. NCBI's taxonomy places the organism in Eukaryota, Fungi, Ascomycota, Dothideomycetes, Pleosporales, Pleosporaceae. Gene Ontology annotation, molecular function: phosphopantothenoylcysteine decarboxylase activity; FMN binding.